AUGGCUGGCCUCUCAUCCAUUGGACCCUGGUCUUUCAAUCCAAUCGUCGCUUCCUUUCCUCCGACCUUGUUUCCAAAUAUUGCCUAUUGGAAUGUCACCAAUGGGACUUACACGUACCAGGUCCAGUUGUCUUGGCCGUUGAAUUGGACUUCUACCGAGGCCAAUAGCACUGUGGACACACUAUUCGUCCUUGACGGCAACGCGCUGGCCCAGACAGCCACCGAGGCGUUCCGUAAGCGCCGCCCAGUUGAGUUCGCACAACCGGACACUAUCGUUGUGAGUAUCGGGUAUCCCGAUCUGAUACCCGACUCGCCGUACUCCAACGGGCGGUACUAUGACUACCAAAUGCCCGUAUGUCCAACGUGCGCCCCGACGAUUGAGCCCGUCGGUGUUCCCUCUGGUGCCGACGCCUUCAUCACCUUCAUGGACACUGUUCUCCGCCCUUGGGUGCAAAGUUACUUUCCCAACACGACUUUCAACCGCGAUGGUCUAUACGGCCAUUCUUUCGCAGGACUUUUUGUCAUUUAUGCCCUCAUGGUGCGGUCGGACCUGUUUGAUGUUUUCCUGAGUGCAUCGCCCUAUCUGGUCUGGAACAAUGAAUACAUUUUUGAUCAUCUGGAAGCGCUGACGAAUGGAUCACUGCCUGCCAACGCCACAAAGCCAGCACUUCAACUUGCAUACGGGAGUCUGGAAGAGUACCCUCGGAAAAGAAGGACCGAGACGGACGAAGCGUUUGCGGAAAGACAGGCGCUGCUCAGCUCAUUGAAAACAAAUGAGCUGGUGGAGCGGUUCUAUAAUGAAGUCAAGAACAGCUCGGUACUAAGGGAUGUGGACCUGCUUGUAUACCCAAAUAGCUACCAUGCAGCAGUGGGAUCAGCAGCAUUGUGCGACGGGAUAGACUAUUUCUUGGACUGGUGA
Molecule: messenger RNA, 918 nt
Organism: Pestalotiopsis fici W106-1
Lineage: Eukaryota; Fungi; Ascomycota; Sordariomycetes; Amphisphaeriales; Sporocadaceae
Exons: 2
Coding region: 1-918 (305 amino acids)
Molecular function (GO): hydrolase activity, acting on ester bonds
Source: RefSeq, a predicted model, not a curated record